UGAAAGAGACUCCCGCACAGAAAGCGGACAAACAAACGCAUCGAUCGCGAAAACUCUGCAGAGCUCAUCAGCCAUGAAAAGGCAGGUCUGCAGUGGAACAGCAGAACAAGAUGAAUUUACAAAGAAGCCCAGAGGAAGCGCCGGCGAAUCAGCAGCAGAAAGAUCGAACUCUCCGGCUCCCAGCUUUGUGUCCAUGAAGAGCGAUGCGUCCAUAGAUUUUCUUUACGGGUUCAAUCGAGGAGAAAAGAACAAACCAUACAGUGAAAAACCAGCGUCACUGAGCUACGACUUUGUGGUGAGUGAAAAGUCAUCAGAACUCUACCAGCACCAUGAGGAACCUCCAUCAGACGCAGAUCCGGUCACAUCACGAAAGAGGAAACUCUGCCUGCAGCACCACACGCCUCUGGAGAUUUACUGCAGGACGGACCAGACGCUGAUCUGCAAACAGUGUGCGACUGUGGAGCAUCGAGGACACGACAAAACUUACGAAGCAGGCGCCAGGGUGCUGCUGGAGCUCGACACGUUGUUAUUACUUGAGCAAACACUAAACAACGUAGAUACGAACAUGUUCAUGACGUAUCUGUGCCAAAAUUACCCAGAAUGCUUCGAGACCCCUCAGAUGACUGAUAUCCAGGAAACAGCUAAACUCAUUCUGAAAAGAUUUGGUCUAGACGGAGCUCCAAAGAUUGCUCUGAAGGUCAUGUUGGAGUUAGGGAAAAGUCAUAGAACCGUCCAAGAUCGGCUGAAAUCUAAACUACAGAGUCAUCUCCGAUCCAAAUUCCAGUGUAUCAGGGAAGGAAAUGCUCAGCAGGGGAAUCCUAUUCUCCUGAACGACAUCUUCACAGAGCUUCUCAUUACAGAAGGAGGCGAUGGAGCCAUCAAUAAAGAGCACGAGAUCAGACAAAUUGAGGAUGCGUGCAAGAACAAGGGAAUGGAAGAGAUUGUGAUCAAAUGCAACGAUAUAUUUCAGCCUUUACCUGGACGCAACAAACGCAUCAGGACCGUCCUGACCAAGGGCAUCGCCGGGAUCGGGAAAACCGUCUCCGUACACAAAUUCAUCUUGGACUGGGCAGAAGGAAAAGCCAAUCAGGAUAUUAAUUACAUCUUCCCGCUUCCUUUCCGUGACCUGAAUUUGAAAGCAAACGGCCAAUACAGUGUGAUGCAGCUUCUUCAUCAGUAUUUCCCAGAACUUAAAGAACUCAAAACUAUACGGAGUGAAGAAGUGAAAACUGUGUUCAUCUUUGACGGCCUCGACGAGUGCCGUCUUCGCCUGGAUUUCAGGAACAACGAAAUGUGUUGUGACUUAACCAAGAAGAUUCCGGUAAAUGCUCUGCUAACAAACCUCAUUCAGGGAAAUCUACUUCCAUCUGCUCUUCUCUGGGUCACCUCUCGACCUGCGGCGGCCAAUCAGAUCCCUCCGGAGUGCGUCAACCAAGUUACCGAGGUCCGAGGAUUUAACGACUCUGACAAAGAGAACUACUUCCGAAAAAGGUUUAGCGACCAAGGGCUUGCCGAAAAAAUCAUCAAACACAUCAAGUCCUCGCGGAGCCUCCACAUCAUGUGCCACAUCCCGGUCUUCUGCUGGAUUUCUGCAACAGUUUUGGAGAAGAUGUUGGACAAAUCAGACAUGGAAGUACCCAAAACUCUGACCCAGAUGUACACCCACUUUCUUCUCAUUCAGACACAUUUGAAAAACAAGAAAUACCAUGGAGUGAUUCAGGACAACAUGGAACUCCUGGAAUCAGACAAAGAGAUGCUCUUCAAACUGUCCAAGCUGGCCUUUCUCCAGUUAGAAAAACAAAAUCUGAUUUUCUAUGAAACCGAUUUGACCGAUUGUGACAUUGAUGUUAGCAAGGCAACCGAAUACUCUGCAAUUUGCACAGAAAUUUUCAAAGAAGAGUUCGGAUUGUACCGCGAGAAGGUCUUCUGCUUUGUACAUCUGAGCAUUCAGGAGCACUUGGCUGCUCUCUAUGCACAGCUUAACUUUACAAACAGCCGCAUUAACAUACUUCAGGAAGACACAGAGAAACACAGCAAACCGGUGAAGAUGUCCGAUUUGCACAAGAGCGCUGUGGAUAUAGCGUUAAAGAGUAAGAACGGACACUUUGACCUUUUCCUGCGAUUUCUUCUCGGCCUCUCCCUCGAUUCCAAUCAGGCCCUUUUGAGAAGUCUGCUGCCAAAACCGUGCUCGGAAAGUUUGGAGGAAACGGUGAACUACAUUAAGGAGAAGAUCAGAAUGGAGUCGUCUGCAGAAAGGACCAUCAACCUGUUCCACUGCCUGAAUGAACUGAAUUACAACUCACUGGUGGAAGAAAUUCAUAAUUUCCUUAGAUCAGGCCAGCAGUCGGAGAAGGAGCUGCAGCCUGACCAGUGCUCAGCUUUGGCCUAUGUGCUGCUAACAUCAGAGAAUGUAAUGAACGAAUUUGACUUGAAGAUGUGUAACACGUCUUCUGAAGGAUAUCGGAGACUGUUACCAGUUGUCAAGACCUCGAGAAAAGCCAGUCUUGCUGGUGUCAACCUCACAGAUGAAUCCUGCGAGACCCUGGCUUCGAUCCUCCAGUCCGCUAACUCGCACCUAGUAGAACUGGACCUGAGCUUUAACAGUUUGGGAGAUUUAGGAGUGAAACUUCUGUGUACUGGUCUCUCGAAUCCACAGAGCAAACUGGAGAAACUGACUCUCAGUCACAACGAGCUCGAACACAUCGGGGUGAAGCUGCUAUGCGAUUGUCUGAUGAGUCCACACUGUAAACUGCAGACGCUCGGUUUGGCUGGUACAAACUUCUCAUCACAAUCAUGUGAAAUAAUGGCCUCAGUUUUCCAGUCUGCUCACUCGCAACUGAAAGAGCUCGACCUCGGCUCUAAUAAUGACAUAAAAGAUCCCGGAGUGAAGCUUCUCUCUGCUGGACUGAUCAGUGUGCAGUGUAAACUUGAGAAACUCAGGCUGGACAGAUGUGACCUCAGCCACGAAUCAUGCGAAGCCUUGAAAACUGCCCUCCAGUUGCCAAACUCAUGCUUAAAACAGCUGGAUCUCAGCUACAACAAGAUAGGAGACUCUGGAGUGCAACAUCUGUGUGAUGGACUAAUACAUCCAAACUGUAAGCUGGAGCUACUGGAUCUGAGCUACAACAACCUGGGCCACUCGGGAAUCAAACUUCUCUCUAGUGGACUGAUGACUGCAGACUGUAAACUCAGGAGUAUAAGACUUGCUGAUAUCGGAAUUCAGGAGGAGACGUGUGAAACUCUGGCUUUGGUGCUACAGUCAGAAAACCCACACCUCAGAGAGCUUGAUCUCAGUAACAAUUACAUUGGAGAUUUAGGAGUGGAGCUGCUUUGUGUUGGAUUAAUCAGCCCAAAGUGCUCCCUCGAAAAACUCAGUCUGCGAUGGUGUAAUCUCACAGAGAGGUCGUGUACAAACCUGGCCUCGGUGCUGAGUUCCCACAGUCGUCUGACAGAACUGGAGCUGAGAGACAACGAUGUGAAAGAUUCAGGGCUGAAGCUGCUUUGUGUUGGUCUUCAGGGUCCAGGAUGCUCGCUGCAGAAACUGGGUCUUUCAGGCUGUUGUGUAACAGAAGAUGGAUGUGCUGCUCUAGCUUUGGCUUUAAGCUCAGAUCACUCGAAGCUCAGAGAGAUAGACCUCAGCUACAAUCAUCCAGGAGAGUCUGGAGUGAGACAGCUGUCUGCUGUACGAGAUAAUCCACACUUUCACCUGCAGAAACUGAGUGUGGACCACAGUGGCGAGUGCAGGAUCAAACCAGGACUAAAGAAAUACGCCUGUGAGAUCACUCUGGACCCAAACACUGCACACAGAACACUCUCUCUGAGUGGGAAGAAAAAGGUAACAAUGACCAAAGGUGAGCAGCCAUACCCGGACCACCCUGAUCGUUUUGAGUACUACGCCGAGGUUUUGUGCCGGGAGUACCUGAGCGGCGCUCGCUUCUACUGGGAAACGGAGUGGACCGGCAACGUUGUUUACAUCGGGGUAACUUACAAAGGUAUCAACAGAAAAGGCCGUGGUAGAGACUGCAAACUGGGGAUGAAUAAUAAAUCCUGGAUUCUGUUUUGUUCUAAUGAUUAUGGUUAUUAUGUCAGUUAUAAUAACAAAGAAACCGUGGUGCCUAUGCCACCAAAUCCCACCAGAAGAAUGGGUAUCUAUUUAGACUGGCAGGCGGGUACACUCUCUUAUUUUAUCAUCUCGUCUGACAGGGUGUAUCACAUUUACACAUUUCACACAACAUUCACUGAGCCCCUGCACCCGGGAAUCCGUGUGUACAACUACGAUGACACAGUGACACUGUGUGAACUAGACUAAACCAAGAGCAUUCAUUCCAAUCAAUUUACUGUAGAGUAUGUCUGGGGAUUUUCUCAGGCUUUUAAACACUACUCUAAUCACGUGCACUUGGUAUUUUCACUUCUACAUUCUUCUUGAUAUUGGCUGAUUGUUGGAAAGUAAAUCAUUUUAAUAUAACUUUUAUUGUCUGUAUUUUUCAUAAUGAACGAUAUUUACUUGACAUACAGUGCAUUUCUUUAAAAUUCAUAUUUAUUCCACAUUUAAGAAUUUAAGAAUUAAUGUCUGUGUGACUCUUUGAUUCACUUUAAAUCACUGUUUUUAACUAUAAUUGUUAACUGUGUGUGUGUGUGUGUGUGUGUGUGUGUGUGUGUGUGUGUGUGUGUGUGUGUUUGAAUUUGCUGUCCAUGGAAUAUAUCUUUAAUGCAUUCUCAUCCGUAUACAGUGUUUUUUCAGUAUUAUUAUAAAUCAUUAUUGAUAUUUACAUACAGAAUAA
Messenger RNA from Silurus meridionalis, 4781 nucleotides. RefSeq names its product NACHT, LRR and PYD domains-containing protein 3-like. The transcript is spliced from 14 exons. Gene Ontology annotation, molecular function: protein binding; zinc ion binding. Lineage: Eukaryota; Metazoa; Chordata; Actinopteri; Siluriformes; Siluridae. The coding region runs from base 74 to 4309 and encodes 1411 amino acids. The record is from RefSeq and is a predicted model, not a curated record.